UCUAUAAAUAUACAUUAACAUAAUUUAAAGUUAUAUUAAGCGCAAAGGACGCCAAACAAGAUAAAAACUAUUGAAAAAUCAUAACUAAAGUGGGGAAUUUAAACAAAAUCCCAGUGAAACUGCUAAGAAUAAAUAUUGCUACGUCUAAUCUCGAAAAAAAGGAAAAAAUCUGUGCAAGUAGAAAAAGUCAACGAUUGAUCAUUCUGUAAAGAAAAGUAAAAAAGAAUUGAUUUCUCCAUAUUUCUGUUAAUAAAAAAAAACAAAACAUAUUAAUGCAUGUUCCAGAAAAAAAUUCAAAACGUCUAACAAAAAAGUUCUUCGUAAUUCCAACAAUGGACAACUCCCAAAGUUCUGGAGGCUCGAACGUAUCCGGCGAUAGUAUUGGUGGUAACGGGGUUACUCCGCCAAACGGACGGAGCGGUGCCGAUUCAAAUGGCGUAUCAUCGCGUAGAGGUUUAACAUCGGAGGUUAAGGAAAUCUAUCGCUCACUCUACAUUGUCGUGAAGCAACUGGAUGAUGAAAAGAAGCAAAUUUCUACUGUACCACAAUUAUUUCAAAACGAUUUGGAGCAGAAGCGCUCCCAAUUGGUGCAGCUGUGCAAGCACUUGAUUUUUAAAGAUUAUCUAUCGGUGGGCAAAAAAGCUCGUGAGAUUAUGUGGCAUAAGGGUUAUUAUGAAUUCAUUGCCUACGUUAAAAAGAAUUGGUCUAAAGAAUUGAGCGAUACCAAUCAGCCGGGUGUUGCGGAUAAUAUACAAAAAUUAGAAAAAUUCCUUUGCGCUGGUAUAUUGAAUUAUAAACGUAUAGCUGCCCGCAUGGAAGAAAUAUAUGAUUUGGACUUAAAAUACCUAAUUGAUUUCUCCAUUAUCAAUGAGGGUUACAUUAAAGAAAUGCCACACCACCAUCAUUUUAAGGAUAGGGAAGCCCGUGGUGACGGAUGUGAAAUAGAGGAGUUUAAUAGUUACGCGCUGGAUAAGAGUGUGGAAGCGGUAUCCUUUGCUUUGGACACUAUACACUCCUGUCUAUUAAGUUUAGGCGAUCUACACCGUUAUUUUCUUGAUUUUCGUAUCGACAGUAAAUUAAAAAUUACAAAACAGCAGGCGGCUAAAUACUAUUUUGAAGCUUUCAAAUUAAAUCCAGCCAUCGGCAUGGCCCAAAAUCAAUUGGGCACUUUGUAUUACGGUCAGAAUUAUGAUUUGGACUCCACAUAUCAUUAUCUUUACUCUUUGGUUAGUUUGAUCCCCUUCGAAUUAAGUGAGAAUAAUGUUUGCAAAUUGUUCGCAUCUCACGCCGAAUACCUAGAGAAACUAGACGCCGAAAAAAUAGCUUUCAGCCUACAAGAUUUUUAUGCUCGCUUUUACCUGAUAGUAGAUAUAUUCUUUUUCGACAAAGAAGUACCCGAUUUUAAUCCACUAUGCCAUUGCGUUUUGGUGGAUCUUCGUAAAGUGUUGUGCUCGAAAAAUUUCAAUAUUGACGAUUCGUCCAUCUUUAAAAUUGUUUCCAUUCUAUUCUUUUGCUUGUCAAAAUUGAAAAUGAUUAAUUCUCAAAAAGUUUAUUCGCUUAAUGCGUUUCUGGUGGCUGUCUGCUCGGAUCUAAUGGAUGCUUGUAUUGUUAACUUGGAACAAUUGAUCCUGGCCAAGACUGCGGAAAAUGAAGAAUUCCAUUCAAUGUAUGUCAAAAAGUUUGAAGAGUUCGAUAUGAUGGUGCGGAAAUCACGCAAUGAGUACAAGAAUUGGUUAGCUUCUACGGGAGAAAACGAGCGACGCGAAAAAAAGUUAGCUUAUACUAAUAAGUUUUUACAAAAAGAUUUUUCUUCGGAUUCACGCGAUUCGCAACGCUCUCGUGAGGAUUAUAUAUGCAAAACUCAAGAUAACAACAAAGGAGUCCACAAAGAAGAUCAUCAUAUUCAUAAAAACGACGGUGACCCUAUAUCGACACGUUCCUCCGACGAGGCGAAGGAAAGUGAUCUCAAAACUCCACUUUCAUGUAAAAGCAAAAAACGGGGCAUGAAACUUCGUCGUCGCCGACGUAAAAUUGCUCAAUCUGAUGAUAGUUCAUGUUAUGACACGGAAUCCGACAUGGAUACAGACUUCUCUACAGAUGAUGAAGACUACACAGAUUUAAGCUCGAAUUUCGAUACAGAUUUCAGCGAUAUAGAAGCAGCAGAACCAGAACAAGAGCAGGAAGCUGAAGACGAAGUUGUCAACAAUCAUAAGCAUAACAAUUUGCGUCAUUCUUCUCGUGUCGCUUCCAAGGAGAGUGUUAAUUCGCGUGAUGGCGUGGAUGAGGGACCGAGUUUUUCGGACAACGAAGACAUAGUCAUCGAGGAAGAGAACAUUAUCUAUCCUGAAGAAAACGCCGACAAACUUGUAAAACUGCCUUCUGAUCGCACGAAUUCGCAAGAUGUCGAUUCAGAAGAGUUGCUUAAAAGUUUUGAAAUUUUACAACUACAUAGCAAUAAUACCGCUUUAAAUUUCACUACCAGUGAACCCGAAGAUUUGGCUAAUAAAACGGAAGAGAAGUUCUCCCAUAACCAAACCGAACCCCCUAAGAAAAUGGUUUAUCGCAAUAAGUAUACUAAAAUCAAUCCCAAUAUCAUCGUGGAAUUCGCCCAAGCCGAGCCUACAAUGAGAGCUUUGAAAAUUUUGUUCGAUUGGUUGCGCAUAAACCAUGAAAUACUAUUCGGUUGUUAUCGCUCCAAUCCCGAAUUUAUACACAAGAUUAUGAAACUUUUGAACUAUUGCAAUAUUGAUAUUUUUACACGCAAGGUCUACUUCGAACGUGAAUUCUUAAUCAUAGACAAUGUGCGUAGAAAUCUAUCGGAACUGUUUGAUGUGCGUGCCAAUGUCCCACUAUCGGAGGAUUUUGUCUUCAAGACUUUUGAUAUCUUUCAAAGUACUCAAAUAACUUUAGAUUGGGAGACGACCAUAAGGGAAAGAGUUACUUCAGAAGAGGAGUCCAUAUUACGCAUUUUCAAAAUGGUGGAUUUCGGUUUCUUUAUAUGCAAGCAGCAGAAGUUCAACUAUCGCUUUUGUGUCAAAACCAGACGUUUUACUGAGAACCCUAAAAAGAAAAGGGAAGAAAAGAAAUCGUCACGCAGACGUGAGAGACGCACUGCUAAAAAUGCAGCACGCAAAAGAGCUGAGGGUCGCACACGCCGCUAUUCAGAUCGAAAGAAUGGAAUAGUACGUAAGAGUUACACUAGCAACGAAGAAAAGGACACUGUAGAGGAGUGCAAAAAGCUGCCGCGCAAAGGUUAUUUGCGUAAUCGAAACUCUGAAAAAUCUGCAACAGCAACGGGGGCUUCUAAUGCAGGUGGCACAUCAGCUUCUACCACUACUAACAGCGCAAUAUGUGAGAAAAUUCAAUCUAGCAGCGGAGCUGACGAGGAACGCUCUGAAGCCAUGACAAAAAAAUGUGAAAUUAUGGGAAAAUUGUGGUUGAAGAACGAAGUGGAAACUCUGGAGGAAGAACUACGUAAAAAUCCUUUGAGCAUUGUUAUGACUCCCUUUUUAGUGGUAGAUGCUAAAGCCUUAACUGAGUACAAUGGUAUCGUAAAAAAUUUGCUAAAAAGUAAAAAAUUCAUUGUACUAAUACCGAAUGCAGUCUUCAAUGAACUCGAUGAUUUGAAGAAACGUAGCGAAAAUGCUCGCAACGUCAUCCGUUGGUUAGAACAAGAAUUUAAACAUGGUAAUCGUCACAUGCGAGCUCAACGGGACAAUGAAAAUUUAACAUUUUCUCUUAUCAAAAUCCCUAGAAAAUUGGACCGUGAAGCUUCAGUUUUUUUGCAAAUUGCACAAUUCUGUAACCAUUUGGUGGCCAACCAUUCGGAUCCGAAUGCCAGUAAUGAAUUUCAAUGCAAUGUUGUUACUUAUUUGUCUGGCGAUUACUUGCACGAGAAAAAUCGUCAUCAGAAUAAUUUCAGUUUUACGGGCAUUUUAGAUGCCAUACCGGUGCGUCAUGAUCAAAUUGCAAAUUUUUACGCGAAAUUUAAGGUAAAUAAAAAAUGAGGUGCCCGACAGAGCAGGAGAAAUGCCUGCAUGGAGUCAAUCGUGUAUUCUGUCGUACGUAAAUGUGAAAUGUCACCAAUGUCAACAACAACAGUUAAAACAUAAUAUCUUUUAAAACAACAUAAAACAACAAAAAAGUCUAAAACAACCAAUAACAAAAGCAGCAGCAAUUGUUAGAAUGUGGAUUAGCAAAUUUAAUACCAACCAAAAAACAAGAAGCAGAAAAAAAAUCCGAAGGUUAAUGCGAUGCUGAUCGAUUUAUUUCUAGCAAAACGCAAAGCUAAGUAAAUAAAAUAUUAAACGGUUUUUAGAUUCAUUAAAGAAGUGAAGAAAAAGAGGCGAAAACGAGCAAUUCUGAGGUGAAUUUGGAGUAGCAGCUUUGAUGGACGGACAAGGGAGAUUAGUAUGAGGAAGAACUUUACUAAAAAAAAAAAAAAAGAAAAAAAAAGAAAGGAAUUUGAAUAAUUUUAAAA
Glossina fuscipes is the source of this 4480-nucleotide messenger RNA. RefSeq names its product protein SMG5 (gene Smg5). NCBI's taxonomy places the organism in Eukaryota, Metazoa, Arthropoda, Insecta, Diptera, Glossinidae. The record is from RefSeq and is a predicted model, not a curated record. Gene Ontology annotation, molecular function: telomerase RNA binding; telomeric repeat DNA binding; protein binding. Gene Ontology annotation, cellular component: telomerase holoenzyme complex. The coding region runs from base 273 to 4007 and encodes 1244 amino acids. The transcript has 6 exons. Gene Ontology annotation, biological process: nuclear-transcribed mRNA catabolic process, nonsense-mediated decay.